Messenger RNA from Micromonas commoda, 1263 nucleotides. RefSeq lists its product with no specific name. Gene Ontology annotation, cellular component: site of double-strand break. The transcript has a single exon. Bases 1 to 1263 code for a protein of 420 amino acids. The record is from RefSeq and is a predicted model, not a curated record. Gene Ontology annotation, biological process: DNA double-strand break processing involved in repair via single-strand annealing; double-strand break repair via homologous recombination. NCBI's taxonomy places the organism in Eukaryota, Viridiplantae, Chlorophyta, Mamiellophyceae, Mamiellales, Mamiellaceae. Gene Ontology annotation, molecular function: double-stranded DNA binding; double-strand/single-strand DNA junction binding; damaged DNA binding.
AUGGCCCCGAGCGAGCUUGACCCGCCGGGUAUGUCAGAUGACUUCUAUCGCGCAUCUGUCGUUACGCUCACCACGCACAUCGACGAUGCGCGCAACAGAAUCGCGGCGAGCACCACCGAGCAUCUCAACCAGCUGCGACGGAAGGUCGAGGUCGACGUCGAGUGGAUGAAGAAGGAGACGGAGGCUCGCUUCGUGCAGCUCGAGUGCGAGGCGAAGGAGGCGCGGGAGCUCAUCGCGACGCUCCGCGCAGAACUGACUAAUGCCGAGAAGAAGGAGGCCAUGGCGGUGGCGGAGGCGAGGAAGGCGCGCGCUGAGCUGGACGAGCUGCGAGAUUCGGUGCAGUCCGGGAAGGAGCCCCUCCGCGCGGAGCUCGAGAUGUGGAAGGAGAGCAGCAGGAAGUAUCGCAAGAAGCUCGAACACUCGGAGCAGGCGCUGGCGCGUCUGAAGGCGCGCGCGGGCGCGGCUGGGUUCGUCGAGGCCACGCCGCCGCACCAUCACGCCUCCGCUUUUCGCCCCCACGCCAAGCGGGUCAGGAUGGAGGAAACGAGGAAUCUCGCCGCGGAGGCGCCGGCGACGUCGCCCCCGCGCCAAGCGGAUCCCGCGGCGCCCGAGUCAAAUGCGGACCCCUCACCGCCGGACGUCGACCCCACGCUGGCGCAGAUGCCGGCGCCCGCGGUGCCGGACCCGGGCGCGAGAUGGCGACGCAAGGGCGGCGGCACAGCUGGCGGUGGCACAGCUGGCGGGCGGGUCGCCGCGCUCGCCGCCGAGGCGUCGCUUCGACGGGCGAACAGCGGCGACUCACAGCUGUGGGGCGCGACGCAGGUGCGGGGCGGGGACGCGCGGGGCGGUGACGCGUACGCGGCUGAGGAUAGACGAAUAUUCAAGCUCGGCGUGCCGCCGACGGAUCGAAGACCCGGCGCCGUUACCAUCGGCGGCGACGAGAACGCGGCGGGGGGCGAGGGGAAGUUCCCGGCGCGGGGGGAGAAGGAGGAGAGGGUGGUCAAGUUCGUCGAGGUCGUGCGCAAGAGGUCCGAGCGCGAGAAGCUCCCGGCGUUCACGUGCGAGGAGUGCGACAAGUUCUACGCCGCCGCCGGUCUCACGGGCGCGUCCAGGCCGAACGACGGCGCGUGCCAGCACUGCCCACCGGGCACCACCGACGACUGGUCCAGGCACCGCGCUCGGUGGGCGCCGCCGCCCGCGCCGAAGGGGUACUGGAACCUCGGGUUCGGCACGCAGCAGUCCACCGAGCGUCAGUCGACGUAG